UGGCAAGGUGGCGGGAUUUGUGUUGAAGCCACUGCGUUGUCAGACAUGCGCAAGAGCGUCAUCAUCAGCAGCAGCAGCAGCAGCAGCAACACAACCACUGCGCUGCGUUUCCGCCUUGGCUGAGCAGCGCAGGGGAGGGAAGCCGAGAAGAAGAAACGAAGCCACGGAGACGCAGUGUUGGGCACAGCACACGGACUCCGAGCUAAAUUGCACCGACGCAGCGACAAACCCAAGGCACCUCGUCUCCAAAACCAAAAAAAAUUCAACGCCAAGAAGCGACCUGUGCGGUGCGCGCCAGAGCCUUUCCAGCAUGGAGACUACGCUGAUAAACAAGCACUAAAAAUGUGAGAUUUACAGAGGAAAUCACGAGAGAGAGAGAGUGAGAGAGAGAGAGAGAGAGAGAGAGCGAGAGAGAGAGAGAUAGAGAGAGAGUGCAUGUGUGUGUGUGUGUGUGUGUGUGUGAGUGUGUGUAUGUAUAUGAAAGAGAAAGUGGCUGCCCCUUUUUAUCUUGUGCGGGUGAUCUCAAAUUCUGCAGUGUGAAAAAUGAAGAAGUUUAACAUCAAGAAGGUGCUGGACAGCUUGAAAGAGGUGUCCUCCUCCACCCCGUCUGUCCAAGUGGGGCCACAGGAGAACCAUCUGAUCCAGGAGACCAUCCAGUCCGAGCAUUUCCAGCUCUGCAAGACUGUCCGUCAUGGCUUCCCCUAUCAGCCCUCAUCCAUGGCUUUUGACCCCGUGCAGAAGAUCCUGGCCAUCGGCACCCAGAGUGGCGCUCUCAGAUUGUUUGGUCGUCCAGGUGUGGAGUGCUACUGUCAGCAUGAGAGUGGAUCGGCCGUCAUCCAGCUACAGUUCCUUAUCAACGAGGGAGCGCUGGUGAGUGCUCUGGCUGACGACAGUGUUCACCUGUGGAACCUGAGGCAGAAGAGACCAGCCAUCCUGCACUCCCUUAAAUUCAACAAAGAGAGAAUAACUUUUUGCCACCUGCCCUUCCAGAGUAAAUGGCUGUACAUCGGCACAGAACGAGGGAACAUCCACAUCGUCAACGUGGAGUCCUUUACGCUCUCAGGCUACGUUAUCAUGUGGAACAAAGCCAUUGAACUGUCGUCCAAGGCUCACCCCGGACCAGUCGUCCACAUAAGUGACAACCCCAUGGACGAGGGAAAGCUUAUAAUUGGAUUUGAGUCUGGGAUCGUGGUCCUGUGGGAUUUGAAAUCAAAGAAGGCCGACUAUCGCUACACUUAUGAUGAGGCCAUCCACUCGGUCGCCUGGCAUCACGAGGGCAAGCAGUUCAUUUGCAGUCACUCAGACGGGACUCUGACCAUAUGGAACGUCAGAGGAAUGGGCAAGCCCAUACAGACAAUCACCCCGCACGGAAAACAGCCGAAGGACGGGAAGAAGCCAGAGCCUUGUAAACCCAUUCUGAAAGUGGAGUACAAAACCACCAGAAAUGGGGAACCCUUCAUUAUCCUGUCUGGUGGUUUGUCCUACGACACGGUGGGUCGGCGGCCAUGUUUGACGGUAAUGCAUGGCAAAAGUACUGCAGUGCUGGAGAUGGACUAUCCAAUAGUCGACUUCCUCACACUCUGUGAGACACCGUACUCUAACGAUUUUCAGGAACCGUACGCUGUGGUGGUCCUUCUAGAAAAGGAUUUAGUGGUGAUCGACCUUGCACAAAAUGGUUACCCCAUAUUCGAGAACCCCUAUCCUCUGACGAUCCACGAGUCUCCUGUAACCUGCUGCGAGUACUUUGCCGACUGCCCUGUGGACCUCAUACCUGCACUUUACUCUGUCGGCUCACGGCAGAAACGACAGGGAUACAGCAAAAAGGAAUGGCCUAUUAGUGGUGGAAACUGGGGUCAAGGCACACAAAGCUACCCAGAGAUCAUCAUCACUGGGCAUGCUGAUGGAACUGUGAAGUUCUGGGAUGCCUCUGCAAUAAUGCUUCAGGUGCUCUAUAAGCUGAAAACAGCCAAGGUGUUUGACAGAAAUCGCUCCAAGGAAGAGAAAGGCAGCACUGAGGUGUCAGACGAAGACCCCUUUGCUAUUCAGAUCAUGGCCUGGUGCCCUGAGAGCCGGAUGCUUUGUGUGGCUGGAGUGUCAGCAAAUGUUAUCAUAUACCGCUUCAGCAAGCUGGAAGUAACUACUGAGGUGGUGCAGUUACUAGAGGUGCGAAUGCAGUAUGAGCUGAACGACAUAGAGUCUCCAGACGGCGGGGUAGGAGGGGGCGAACAGACAUCGGCGCUUCCCACGCCUGGCGCCUCCCCUCAGACGAGUGGCCCGCCUUCACACCCCUCCACCAGCAGCAACAACUCUGACGGAGGCAACAUCCCCUGCCUCAAAGUGCGCAGUACUCCUCUGAAGCAGUCUCCAGGGUACCAGGUAGAUCUGGUGGUCCAGUUAGUGUGGGUGAGCGGAGAGCCCCCUCAGCCGAUCACAAGUCUGGCUCUCAAUUCCUCCUACGGCCUUGUGGUGUUUGGCAACAGUAACGGCCUGGCGGUGGUGGACUACAUCCAGAAGACGGUAGUACUCAACUUAUCGACGGUGGAACUUUACGGCUCCAACGACCCCUACCAGAGACAGCCGCGCUCGCCAAGAAAGACACGGCAGCCUUCUGGAGGUUUGUGUGACAUCAACGAGGGCUCAGCGACGUCAGAGGACCGCUGCAAAUCCCCUACUUCAGUGUUGAUGACAAACAGCAAUCUGCAACAAUUCUACAAUGGAGGUGGUAGAGGAGCAAAGAUGUCACGGAAAUUAAGCUUGCCUACUGAGCUAAAGCCAGACUUGGUCCUCCUGUCUGUAUGCCCGCCGCGGGGUGCCAACCCAUUAGACCACCGGGAUAAUUCAUUCAGCCGCUCACGCUCCUCCAGCGUCACCAGCAUCGACAAGGAAGCUCGAGAGGCCAUCAGCUGCUUCCACUUCUUUGAGACCUUCGCCCGCAAGGGGGACAGCACUUUGACACCCUGCCUGUAUGUGGGCACUUCCCUGGGAACCGUACUGGCUUUAGCUCUCACAUUGCCUCCUGCUGGGGAGCAACGGCAACUGCAGCCAGUUAUUAUUUCACCUACUGGCAUGUUGGUGCGGUUGAAGGGUAGCAACUUGCGGAUGGCUUUUCUGGACUCUACAGGUGCCCUGCUUCCCCCUGCCUUUGAGCCUUGGUUUGAACCCAAUGUAACGGCAGAUGGUGAAGAAAGAGAGAAGGUUCGAAAGCGCCGGCCCGUCUCAGUGUCCCCUUCAACCUCCCAGGACCUCAACGAGAGCCAGUAUGCAGUGGUGUGUUCAGAGAAACAGGCCAAGGUCCUUUCCCUCCCCUCCCAGACCUGCAUCUAUAAACACAGUAUCACAGAGACCUCCUUUAUCCUGCGGGCAGAUGUGGUGCAGAUGAGCCAAGGCGUGUGUGUGGCAUGUUUCUGUGCCAACGGACACAUCAUGACCCUCAGUUUGCCGGGGCUGAGACCGCUCUUGGAUGUAAACUACCUGCCCUUGACGGACAUGCGGAUAGCCCGGACGUUCUGCUUCACCAACCUGGGUCAGGCCAUGUACCUCUGCUCCCCCACCGAGAUCCAGAGGAUCACUUACAGCCAAGACAUCUGUGAAAACCUGCAGGAGAUGCUGGGCGAACUUUUUACACCAGUGGAGACACCAGAGGCACCAAACAGAGGGUUUUUCAAAGGUCUCUUUGGGGGCGGAGCUCAGUCACUGGACAGAGAGGAGCUGUUUGGUGAGAUAUCAUCUGGAAAAGCAUCCCGAAGUCUGGCACAGCACAUCCCAGGCCCGGGCGGCAUCGAGGGCAUGAAGGGGGCGGCCUCCGGCGUGGUUGCAGAUCUGGCACGAGCCCGGAUAGCAUUGGAUGAAAGAGGCCAGAAACUGGGCGAGCUGGAUGAAAGGACAGCUGCCAUGAUGACCAGCGCAGAUUCCUUUUCCAAACACGCCCAUGAGAUGAUGCUGAAGUGCAAAGACAAGAAAUGGUACCAGUUCUGAUCCACGACAGGAAAGGAGCAAUGCUCCACAGACACCACUGUCAUCUUCCGUCCGGCUCAUUUGGACUCACCGUGACCCCCCCCCCCCCCCCUCCACCUGCCCAUCCAUCUGUCCAUUCGUCCCAUCCCUCCAAGCCUUCUUCGCUGGGACAUUUGGGAUUUUCUUCCCUAGCACAAUGUUAAACACUGUUCUUACCUCAGUCUAAGGGUGGAACUGAGGAGUGGACAGGG
Labrus bergylta (ballan wrasse) is the source of this 4205-nucleotide messenger RNA. The record is from RefSeq and is a predicted model, not a curated record. NCBI's taxonomy places the organism in Eukaryota, Metazoa, Chordata, Actinopteri, Labriformes, Labridae.